This is a messenger RNA of Chelonia mydas (Green sea turtle), 3753 nucleotides long. Its product is annotated as serine/threonine-protein kinase PDIK1L. Gene Ontology annotation, cellular component: autophagosome; cytoplasm. NCBI's taxonomy places the organism in Eukaryota, Metazoa, Chordata, Testudines, Cheloniidae. The record is from RefSeq and is a predicted model, not a curated record. Gene Ontology annotation, biological process: axon extension; autophagosome organization; peptidyl-serine phosphorylation. The transcript has 5 exons. Gene Ontology annotation, molecular function: protein serine/threonine kinase activity; ATP binding. The coding region runs from base 314 to 1306 and encodes 330 amino acids.
UUCAGAGCGCAUGCGCAGUAGAGGCGGGGCUGUGCUGUGAGGGCCUCACGCUCAGGGGGCGAGCCCAAGUGUUCGCUGGUUGGCGGGUGCGUGACUGCGGCUCCGCCCCCUCCGGCUGCUGGUUGGUGUGCGUGCGCCCGAGGCUCCGGCCCCUCCUCGCUGGUUGGCUGGCGCGGGCCAAUGGGCUGUGCCGCGUGGCGGUGGCGGGAAGUGCGGCGGGCACCGGCCGGGAUUUUCCUGCAGGUGAAAGUCUGAGGAGUGUUAUGACUUCAAAGGUCUUUUUUGUCUGUUGCCCACUGGGCCACAAAAAGAUAUGGCUGCAGAAGCUAAGUACAGCAUUGUAAGGGAAGUGGGCCGAGGGAGCUAUGGGGUAGUUUACGAGGCAGUUGUCAGUCAAACCAGAAACAAAGUGGCAGUGAAAAGGAUGCAUUGUAAUGUACCUGAAAAUGUGGAACUGGCUUUGCAAGAGUUCUGGGCCCUGCAAAGUGUCCAGAGCCAACAUGAGAAUGUGAUCCAGUUAGAAGAGUGUGUCUUGCAGAGUGGCCAAGUCUUUCAGCCAAUCAGCCGCCAGUACAGGAAAUCCGACAGUCAUCUGCUGCUGAUUGAGACCUGUCUGAAAGGGCGGAGAUGCAUGGACCCCAAGUCUGCCUGUUUUGUGUGGUUUGUGAUGGAGUUCUGUGAUGGUGGAAACAUGAAUGAUUUUUUGCUGUCUCGCACUCCAGAUUCACAGCUGAAUAAUAGCUUCAUGCAGCAGCUGAGCAGUGCUGUUGCCUUCUUGCACAGAAAUCAGAUUGUGCACAGAGACCUGAAGUCGGAUAAUAUUCUUAUUUCCCAUAGCCCUGGAGGUCCUUUAGUAAAGGUAGCAGACUUUGGCCUGAGUAAGAUAUGCCAGGGGAAAGUGAAUGUGAACCAGCAUUGUUUCUCAUCAGCCUGUGGGUCAAACUUCUACAUGGCACCAGAAGUGUGGGAAGGUCGCUAUACUGCCAAAGCUGAUAUCUUUGCCCUCGGGAUCAUUUUCUGGGCUAUGGUAGAGAGGAUUACCUUCAAGGAUGGAGACUCUGAGAAGGAAUUGCUGGGAACCUACAUCUGUCAAGGCAAGCAGCUUAUUCCUGUUGGGGAGGCGCUGCUGGAGAAUCCCAACAUGGAACUGCAAAUUCCUCUGAAGAACAAGAAGUCCAUGCCAGACGAUCUUUGCAGACUCCUGCAUGACAUGUUAACAUUUAACCCAAAGGAAAGACUGGAUGCCUUCCAACUAGAAAUUCGAAUCAGGAGAAUCUCUUAUGGCAAAAAGCGCCAACGCUCAUAGCAGCAUGGGGUGACCAGGUCCUGUAUUCUUCUGUUACCAUCACACAAGCAUCCUGACCAAUACCUCUGAAUUCUCCUUGGAUUAAUGGUUUGACUCUGAGGGAGACUGGUCAGAAUAAAUCUUGACUGCUUCCCAUUUACCCCAAUGGUUGUAUGUAAAGGAACAAUUAUUUAUUUGUAUAGUAAUUUUAAUAUGCAAGUCUUAUAUAGAUUGCCCAAUUUUUUUAAAUGGAGUAUCGCAGACUGACCCUUCACUUGUAUAAUAGUGAAGGAGGAUGUUGGUGACUGGGGCAGCCAGCCUUAUCAACUCAGUGGCCAUGCUCCGAAGAGUCAAUUCCAGUAUAACCUGUUCUUGGUACAGCAGAUGGGGAUUGUCUUGUACAGUGUUUAAUUAGAGCUUUCCUUGUAAUUCCUUCAUUCCGUGGGACUUGGCAGGUAACUAAAUGGUGGCUGUUUUUGAAAGAGUUGGCAUGGUGUAAUCUAAUCUAAUGUUUAUCCAAAAACUUUCUAGCAGAAACAGAAUGUAUUUAUUUUAAGAAUGCAUUUCUGUUAAUCUAAGCAAGAAUAUUCACAAACUACUGUGAUGAAAAUACAAAGACUUUUAAUAUGCCAAAUUGUUAUUGGAAUGUAUGCAUCACUAUCACUUUAAGUAGUUAGAGACUGAAGCUGCCUGCUGUGUUAGCUGUUUGUCCCAGCUAUUCUGACAUGGGAAAUGAAAAGGACAGAACUGGAGUACUGGCAGGUAAAUAGGGACUCAACCUAUUUCCAACCUGUCUGAAAAUAGUUAACACCUGUGGGAUUGAUAUUUUAACUCUUUCUAAAAGCCCUUAGUUCAAGGAAGGUAACUAAGUAGCCUUGGUUUUCCUUCCAAUUCUCUUCUCGCCGUAUGCUCUAUUUUAACUUGUGGUUUGGAGGUGGGCUACAGUAUCUUUAGACACAACUGAUUUUAUGGGACAGGAAUGUAUUGUCAGAGGAAGAGAGAAGAGACCCCCUCCUUUUGUCUCAAUGUAUGCCUAUGCCAUACAGGAGACCUUGCCAACACACAGGCAUGUUGGGAGAGGGUAUUGGGGGAAGAAGACUGAUGUGAAGACUUCACAACAGCACCAUUUAUGGAGGGAGAUCAGUGCUUGGAAUUAAUGGCAAAAAUUGUUUGAAAUAUGUUACAGAUUUUUAAAAAUUAAUCAGAUCUCUGGGCCUUGUCCUUUUGCUGUGGGUGCAUUAGCUACUGGCUGCAAACCAGUCUCCAUUCUCUCUGUCCCCUUCCCUUCCAUUCUGGCACAGAACCGUGACUGCAAUAUAAAAGCUUCUGCAUUCCCUCAUCUUAAGUUUCUAUAGUUAGAACCUUCCCUAGACUAUAAGCCACACUACUUACUUGUUUGAUCUGGAAGCCCUAGUGGGCUUCACAGGGAGAAGUGGAGAACUUUCCCUGUGGCUUGAUGAUGCCUACCUCCGUAAAAUGCUGCACUGCAUAGAUAUCUUGCAGACUCAAGUCAUCUGAGCUCUAGCUGUAACCAUCAAAUAACAAACGAAUAUCCAUGAUCUGAGCUGCUGCAGGAACAUAGCCAAAACUCUCCUUUACCAAACUCUUGGAAAAACCUCAGAAUCUUUUAAUAAACUUAGUGCUGGUGGAAGUUGCUGGCCUGGCAGUUACAGAGUGAGGUAGCAGUGCAAAUGUUUGCUCUACAUGCUGCCCUGGACAAGUAGAUUAGCUAUAGCCAAUGAAAGGAGUUGGUUCUUCCCAGCCAGUUCAGCAUUGCUUAGAGGGAUAUGGUUGGAUAGGUUCAAGCAGGUGAGAAUGGGAGUCUGAAACUCAUUUGUCAUUUGGAAAUUUUAGAUGUUGUAUUUUGAAGAAGGUUCUUAUCUCAUUAAAGCAAUGAGACUAUUAGUAAUUAUGCUUUGGCUUUGGUCUGCUCUUCUUCCCAUACAAUACUGCCCAAUUUUACCUGUUGCUGUGGCUUUAUUUGUUUCUCAAGUUAGAUGGCUCAUAUCUCAUGAUCUUCCUUAGAAACUAUAGCACCAGCUGAGUGUUUUUUGCUAACCGGCUUUAGGCUGCCAAAUUGUUCAACCUGCUUUACUGAAGAAAUUAUUCUUUAAAAUGUAUUUCUUCUUCCUUCUCUCUUCACUCCCACAGCUAUUGAAACUGUGCUGUCUGUCUCUCCAGUACCAUCUGUUCUGGGAACAGGCAAGUCUGCUAGUCUUGUGGAACCAUCAUAGUUGAGGAAGAGUCAAACUUUGGAAUGUAGACCACAAUUAAGAUUGCACCAGGCAAUAAAACCACUUAGAGGCACUUUAAAUGUUUGUAUGGCACAGGAUUGGCAACUCUUGCUUGUUUUGUCAUACUUUGUUGAUGAUCUCCACAGCCUCUAUGUUAGAAAUACUUAUUUGUAUGUGUGCAUUUUUGUUACCUCAGACUGUGUAUUUUAAAUUUAAUAAAAGGUUUUAUACAGA